This is a messenger RNA of Vombatus ursinus (common wombat), 2270 nucleotides long. It is a transcript of the gene ACKR2, whose product is annotated as atypical chemokine receptor 2. Gene Ontology annotation, biological process: immune response; chemotaxis; inflammatory response. Gene Ontology annotation, molecular function: C-C chemokine receptor activity. Bases 264 to 1517 code for a protein of 417 amino acids. The record is from RefSeq and is a predicted model, not a curated record. Gene Ontology annotation, cellular component: membrane. The transcript has 5 exons. Lineage: Eukaryota; Metazoa; Chordata; Mammalia; Diprotodontia; Vombatidae.
GGCGCAGUGGAGGCCGGUCCCCCUCCCUCUUCAGCCGCGACCCUGGAGCCUCCGAGACUAAAUUGGAACUCCACCAGCAAGGGAUGAACAUGAAAGCCCCUUGGAGUCAAGCCAGGAAGCAGCAAAAAGACAGAUGAGGAGAAAAGAGGGAGGAGGUCACAUUAAGUAACAUGAGAUGCCAGCUGCCCUUGGCAAUCCAAGCAAGGCAAACCCACUCAUUCUGGUUAAUUUACCCUUCGUGAUCUAACUUGCCAUAACUCUAAAUGAAGAGGACAAAGACAUUAAGAGCUGAGAUCCAGCUCAAGCUAGGUUCCUUUGCAAGAAAUCUAGGAGGUGUCUCUGGAGGUUGGAGUGUCUCUGGAGCACCCUUCAAGCUCACAGAGAAAAUCAUCUUUUUCUCCAACAUGACAGUCACCCCUCCUGCUUCAUCUACGUCAACUAGCCUUGAAAACACCAGCAUCUAUGACUAUUACUACCUUGAUAAUUUCCUGGCUACAGUCUGUAGGAAGGAGGCCAUCUUGUCCUUUGGCCAAAUGUUCCUGCCUAUCUUCUAUUCCCUGGUGUUUGUCCUGGGCCUGGGUGGAAACCUUUUCUUCCUCACUGUCCUCCUUUACUCUGCUCGUAGAAGACAGGUAACUGAGGUAUACCUGCUAAACCUGGUUGUUUCUAACCUCCUCUUCGUGGUGACCUUGCCUUUCUGGGGGGCCUCUGUAGCCUGGCAUUGGGUCUUUGGGGAAGCCCUCUGCAAAAUCAUAUGUACCCUUUACACUGCUAGCUUCUACAGUAGCAUCUUCUUUCUCAGUUGCAUGAGUCUGGAUAAGUAUCUGGAUGUUGUCCAUGCUCAGACCCACCAUCACCUGUGGACACCAGCAAAGAGCUGGCUCCUUUCAGGUGGGGUGUGGACAGUGGCCCUGGUGCUUUCAAUCCCUGACCUGGUCUUUGCUCGAGUGCAAGAAGGCCCUGGUGGUAUGCAGAGUUGUCAUCUGGACUUUGGAGACAAUGGGCGUCUAUGGAAGGUGCUUCUUCGCUUUAAGCAGAGUAUUCUAGGAUUUAUCCUCCCGCUUUUUGCGAUGGUCUUCUUCUACACCCGAAUAGGCUGCAUCCUCACAGUCCUAAGACCUCGGGGCAGGGGCCGAGCCCUGUGGGCAGCUGCAGCCCUGGUUGUGGCCUUCUUUGUACUGUGGUGUCCCUACAAUAUUACCCUGUUCCUGCACUCAUUGCAGGACUUACAGGUCCUUGAGGGCUGUGAGAUCAGCAAGCAUCUGGACUAUGCCCUUCAGGUGACAGAGAGCAUCGCUUUCACUCACUGCUGCCUCUCCCCUUUCCUCUAUCUCUUUGUCCACCAUCGACUCAGGAAGCAUCUCAAAAAGGUUCUAGAAGCCAUCUUCAAAAGAUCUAGAGAGUCCUCUGCUGCCCGUCCCUCCCAGACCAGUUAUUCCAGUAGUUAUUCCACAACCCAAGAAGAAAUGACUAGCACUGACAAUCGGGAAGAAAGUUUACAGGAUCGUGGAAUUUAGAGCAAGAAGAGACCUUAGAGCUCAUUCAGUCCGACCUCCUCAUUUCACAAGUGAGGAGUACUAGGAGAAAGUGUAAAUGACUUGCCCAAGGUCACCAAGGAGUAGGUAGUAUUUGUGGGUUUUGAACCCAAUUCUCUCUAAAUAGAGCUCCUUCACAACCAGGACUGGUUCCUUCACGACCAGAACCUUCCACCAAACAUCAUGUUGGCCUGUUGUAGCCAAAACAAUCAACCUCAGAAAUAGGAGAUGUGGAUUUGAAUCCUGGUCCCGCCAUUUCUUAGCUGUGUGACUUCCGUAUAGGGUUUCGUGCAGUGGCUCCCAAAUCCUUUAGAUGUAAGAACCCUUUUUUUUAACAACCACAAAAACACUGACAAACCUUCAUGUAAUAAUAGAUGUAUUGUUAACAUCCAUCAACUAAGGAAACAGGUCAUAACAAAAUGACAAUACCUGGUAAGGACUCUUAGACCCUUUGUGGUAAGUCUGGGCUCCGAGGAGGGCCACAGUCCACAUCCUGGGAUCCACCUGUAUGGUGGAAACAACCCUGGAUUUGGAGUCAGAAAACCUGGCUCCAGGUUCUAGCUGUGCUGUAUACUCCCUAAAUGAUUUUGAGCUACUUGCUUUCCUCUCUGAGCUUCACCUUCUUCAAUUAUAAAAUAAAAAGGUUGGCAUUCUAGAAAACAAUUUGAAAUUAUGUGAGAAAGGUUAUUAAAUUGUGUGUACCUUUUGAUUUAAAUAGUUCAUUGCUAUAUAUAU